Messenger RNA from Pseudonaja textilis, 1043 nucleotides. RefSeq names its product 40S small subunit processome assembly factor 1 (gene FSAF1). Lineage: Eukaryota; Metazoa; Chordata; Lepidosauria; Squamata; Elapidae. The record is from RefSeq and is a predicted model, not a curated record.
AAGUACCAGGUGGGCGCCGCCAUCUUGACCGCGACGGUCUCCGCGCGGGGCCAAACCUCCUCUGGGGUGGUGAUCGCCUUUGCGGGAAAGGAAGGGGAAGGGCAGGGGAAAAGAAGCGGCAUGGUGGGAAGCGCGGGCGGGCAGAGCCCGUCGCCCAAAGAGGACGAGAAGGAAGACUUCGCUUUUGCAGAAAGGUUGCUGGAUACCGUCCUCGGUUCCCUGUAUGACUUCGGUGAGUCACCACCAGAGAAAUGCAAAAAGAAAAGGAACAAGAAAAGACACUCUCAACAGAUAACAGCAACAGUGGCCACCUCUGCUAUAUCACUUGCCAAUCCUGAACUUGGUACAUCUUUGGGCAAGAAUAAAAAUGUGUCCAACUUCUUUGACAAUCUGAAAGAUGAACUAGCAAGUGUUAAUCAGAAAAAAUGUGUCUCGGGUUCCAGUUCCCCUCAUCCAUUCCCAUUCAAAAGUGCCCAGGAAGAAAAGGCAACACAGGUUGAAGUUGUAACAUUCCUGGGUCGACACACAAAAAAGAAAGCUAAACUUGAAAUUCCUGGAAGUGAUGACUUAAAGGCAAAAAUGGAUGCUGAAGAACCAUGUAUGGACACCCAAGAAUUUCGCUUGGACAAAGCCCGCUUGGAAGUGCACCGGCUUGGAAUUACAGGAUUUACAAAGAAAGAACAGAGAGUAUUGGAGCAAGAACGUGCUGUCAGGUUGGGGGCCAAGCCUCUGAAAAAGGAAUAUGUGAACUACAAAAUUCUUCAAGAGCAAAUCAAAGGAAAACAAGCAGCAAAGAAGAGAGAAAAUAUGACGGAAAAUAAAUCUGAUUCUCUGAAGAGGAGAAAAAAGAAAGGGCAUGAAGAGAGAAAAUCCAAGAAGACAACAAAACCAAACAUAUUGCCAACAGGACGGGUAGGAAAAUUUAAAAAUGGAACUUUGAUUCUUCAACGUUGUGACAUAAAGAAGAUCAAAUCUUCCAAGUCGAGUAAAUGAACUUAUAUUGAACACAGAAUAGGACGAAGAAACUAGGUAACAAAAUAACU